Molecule: messenger RNA, 1715 nt
Organism: Peromyscus californicus insignis
Lineage: Eukaryota; Metazoa; Chordata; Mammalia; Rodentia; Cricetidae
Gene: Pdcd2l
Product: programmed cell death 2 like
Exons: 7
Coding region: 561-1667 (368 amino acids)
Cellular component (GO): cytoplasm
Source: RefSeq, a predicted model, not a curated record
CAGUGUGAGCCACCCUUGCCUGGCAAUGCAUGUUUUCCAAAUGUGUUUAUUGAUGUGUCAUUUAAUAUAACAAAGCUCUUCAUUAAUUUUUUUUUUCACGUACACCAUGUGUUCUGGUACCCACGGAGGCCGGAAAAGCAUAGGAUCCCCUUCAACUGGAGUUGCAAGCAGCUGUGAGCUGCUCCCUAUUACAUGCUGGAAAUCUUCACCUCAGUCUUCCAUACCCAUUUUUAAGCAUGUCUUUCAAAAUUAAGGACUUUUUGUUCUGUUUCUUGCUGACUGGCGAUACCAUUAUCCCGCCUCCAGUUUUUAAUUUCCAGGUAAACUUUUUUCUUAGGUCCUAUCUGAGGCUAUCAGAAGUAAAACCUGCGAUCUCUGGGAUUGCAAGCCCAGGUCUCAACGCAACAGUCCGUUAGGCAGUGGGAUCCGCCCCUUAGCCAAUCCGCAGGCCCCAUCUGGCUCGGGGCGGGGCCGUCCUGGCGGGACGGCGGCGCGCGUGCGCAAAGAGCGCGCCCUUGGAGCCACCGUAUCUCGCGCUGUCACGUGGGAGUCCGGUUGUCAUGGCGGCUGUCCGGAAGCCGGUGCUGCUGGGACUUCGAGACGCGGCGGUCCAGGGCUGCCCCAAGGGGCCCGCCGCCUGGACCGCUAGCAAGCUGGGCGGCGUCCCGGACGCCCUACCGGCCGUUACGGCUCCGGGGCCGCGGUGUGGCGGCUGCGCGGAGCCGCUCGCGCUGGUCGUGCAGGUGUACUGCCCGCUGGAAGGCUCCCCGUUCCACCGGCUUCUGCACGUGUUCGCCUGUGCCCGCCCGGGCUGCGGCGGCGGCGGCAGCGGGACGCGCAGCUGGAAGGUGUUCCGCUCCCAGUGCCUGCAAGUGCCAGAGAAAGAGACUCUGAACGCCCAGAAACAGGGUAAUGGCCUUGCAGCUGAGAACUGGUGUGAAGGCUCACAGGACUGGGGCAGUGACAGUGAGGAGACACCUCCACCGCCACCCACCUCAGAUUUGGGAAAUGAUUCUAAUGGUGUCAGAGCUGUAGACUGGACUGCACAGCUCCAGGCUCUCUGCCUGCAGGACAGUGCCCCAGCUGUUGCUCACCCUGUCCCUUCAGGGGAAGGGCUGGCGGUCCAUGCUGAAGUGCCACAGUUCCAGCCCUACUAUAUCUGUGUCGCCGAGGAGGAGGAUUACGGGAACUCCGUGGAUCUUGAGCAUGCCCGCAGCCUUCUUCAGGACUACCAGCAGAGAGAAGGUGUUGACAUGGAGCACCUGCUUUCCCUCUGUUCUUACAGUGAUGGGGAUGAGAAAUAUGAGAAGACCAAUAUUAAAAGUGGAGACCAAACGUUUUACAAGUUCAUGAAGAGAAUUGCAGCCUGUCAGGAGCAGAUUUUGAGGUACUCGUGGAGUGGAGAGCCUCUCUUUUUGGUCUGUCCCACCUCGGAAGUCUCUGAGAUCCCAGCCUGCAGUGGCUGUGGAGGCCAGAGGACGUUUGAGUUUCAGCUUAUGCCAGCACUAGUCAGCAUGCUCAGCAGUGCUAACCUAGGUCUUGCUGUGGAAUUUGGAACAAUUCUCGUUUACACAUGUGAGCAGAGUUGCUGGCCUCCGAAUCAGCAGACUCCCAUGGAAGAAUUCUGUAUUAUACAAGAAGACCCAGAUGAAUUUUUAUUUAAGUAGAACACUUCCUCUUAUUUAUACAAAUUAAAACAAAUUUUCAUAUUCAAA